AUGGGUCAAGGUCGCCGCAUGAAGAAGCAGGGUAUCCCUGAGCCCCUGGACGAGUCGCUGGUGACGAGGAAGCGUAAAGAUGCGCCUGUCGCUGCGGACCCGGAGCGCAAGAAGAGAAGCAGGACAGCUGCACGAGAGGCGAGGGAAGCUAGGGAAAAGGGGGCCAAGGCGAAAGCUGUGCCCAAGACAAGAGUUGCUGGGAAGCCCGUAAAGCCUGUGAAGACGGCUGCUGCUAUCGUCAAUGGAGCAAAGGCCAAAGGAAAGGCUGCCAAGGCCGCUCCUGCUCCACCAUCCGAUGACGACGACGAAGACGACAUCUCUGAAGACGACUCUGACAUGAUGGACGAGGACGACAUCAACGUUACCGGGCUCGAUGCGCUUGGCAGCGCCUCUGAGGACGAAGAGUCCAUCGACGAAGACGAAUUCGACUCGGACAUUGUAGACUCGGAUACCGACAUCAGAAAAGGCGUUUCGAUGUGGUCAGACGAUGAAGAUGACGAGGACGCCGAAGAGAAGCUCACAGCAGCCAACAUUGCUGGAUUGUCCCGGAAGCUGGACGAGCAAAAAGCAAUUGAGGAGGCCGAGGCGCAAGCUGAAUUGGAAGAAAACAUGCAGACCAAUAUUGUUGGGGAGAGGCCCAAGAUUCUCGAGGACGACGAGGAUGAAGCGGGCAGGCCGAUUAUGAACCUGGUCAACCAGGAUAUCCAGCUGCUGAGGACAAGGCUCACCGAUACGAUUCGCGUUUUGGACGACUUUAAGAAUUUGGCUGAGGAGGGUCGCAGCAGGGCAGAGUACAGAGCAUCACUUCUGAAGGACAUUUGCGCUUACUAUGGUUACUCCGAAUUCCUUGCAGACAAGCUGCUGAGCCUGUUCCCACCGCGUGAAGCUCAGGCUUUCUUCGAGGCCAACGAAACACCGCGACCCGUCGUCAUCCGUACCAACACGCUUCGUACCCACCGACGAGAGCUGGCACAGUCGCUGAUCAACCGCGGUGUUCAGCUCGAACCAGUUGGCAAGUGGUCAAAGGUUGGACUGCAGAUUUUCGAUGCACAGGUGCCGCUCGGUGCUACGCCAGAGUACCUUGCCGGACACUACAUUCUGCAGGCUGCUUCUUCGUUCCUGCCCGUCAUGGCUCUUGCGCCUCAGGAGAACGAGCGAGUAUUGGAUAUGGCAGCUGCUCCUGGUGGUAAAACGACGCAUUUGGCGGCACUCAUGAAGAACACGGGAUGCAUUUUCGCCAACGAUGCCAACAAGGACCGUGCCAAGGGUCUGAUAGGAAACAUCCACCGUCUGGGAGCGAGAAACGUGAUUGUGUCUCACUACUCUGCGUUGGAGUUCCCUAGGGUCAUGAGUGGCUUCGAUCGCGUGCUGCUCGAUGCUCCGUGCUCGGGUACUGGUGUCAUUGCCAAGGAUGCCAGUGUCAAGACGAACAAGACCGAGGCGGAUUUCAUGAAGCUGCCUCACCUCCAAAAACAGUUGAUUCUUGCUGCGAUAGACUCUGUCAACCACCACUCCAAGACGGGCGGUUACAUUGUUUACAGUACGUGUUCGGUUACGGUCGAGGAGAACGAGCAGGUUGUACAGUAUGCGCUGAACAAGCGGCCGAAUGUCAAGCUUGUUGAGACUGGUCUUACCUUUGGCAAAGAGGGAUUCACCAGGAUUGGGGGCAAAACUUUCCACCCGUCCAUGAAGAUGACUCGGAGGUACUACCCCCACACUUACAACGUUGACGGUUUCUUCGUCGCCAAGUUCAAGAAGAUUGGACCUACACCAGCCAACGCCAUUGGUGCCAACGAGGCUUCCAAAAACGGUGGUGGUAACAGCACGGCGGAUGAAAUGGAGGUGGUUGACCGUACUCCUAUUAGGGCUGACAGCGACGAGGAGUCUGACUUUGGUGGGUUUGAUGAGGAGGAGGAUCAAAAGUACAUUGAACGGGGCCAGGCCAAGUCGAUGCGCAAGAAGGGCAAGGAUCCCAAGGCUGUUAUUCCAAAGGGUGAGAAGGGCGAGAAGGGCGCGAAGGAAGCGCCCAAGGUCAAGAACGGCCACGUCAGUGCAAAGGAGCUGGCGGGUCGCAAGGAGAAGAAGAGUGGAGGCGUCGAAGUUGCGACUGAAGUUGCGACAAAGACGACGCCUGGCGCCGAUGGAAAAGAAAGCAAGGUGCUAUCGAAGAAGGAGAGGAGGAAGAGUGGGGAGAACAAGAAGAAGAGCAAGGCGUAGCGCUUCCUUGUUGCUGUGUUGCGACGAGACGUGGCAGGCAGAUGCAUAUAAUCUCUGAAUAGACACCGA
Exserohilum turcica Et28A is the source of this 2286-nucleotide messenger RNA. RefSeq lists its product as uncharacterized. Gene Ontology annotation, molecular function: RNA binding; rRNA (cytosine-C5-)-methyltransferase activity. The transcript is spliced from 4 exons. The coding region runs from base 1 to 2217 and encodes 738 amino acids. The record is from RefSeq and is a predicted model, not a curated record. Gene Ontology annotation, cellular component: nucleolus. Gene Ontology annotation, biological process: rRNA base methylation; maturation of LSU-rRNA. NCBI's taxonomy places the organism in Eukaryota, Fungi, Ascomycota, Dothideomycetes, Pleosporales, Pleosporaceae.